AUGUCGAUCCGCCGCCUGCGCGCUUUGGAUUUUCGUGGAGUCCGCGAGCGCCGCUCCGGCGCCUUCUACUCCGAGAUCUGGUUUCGCGAGAAACGUCUCAUCCUCGGUACCGUCGACACCGCAGAGGAGGCGGCCCGCGCGCACGACGCGGCGGAUCUGGCGCCUCUCCCGCGGCUUUUCACCGACGAGGAUCGUCGUGUCCACCGGAGGCGGCAGCGUCGCCUCGCCAUCGUGGAGAAGGACGUGGAAGCCUUGGUGGUGUGGCGCGGAGGCUUCCCGCAGGACAUCGUCGACGAGCGCCAGUUCUACAAGCAAAGGAGGUUGGAGAGGGACGCGAGGAGGAGGGAGCGAGCCGCCUAUCGGGAGGACAAGCGUUCGCGGAAGCAGGCAGCUCAAUUGAAACUGAAGCUACGAGAAACGUCGGGUUGGGACUUUGAAGACGAGCAGCUUGCUGACGCCUACAUUCAGACGUCGGAGGAAGACAUUAUCGAGUCGGAGUCAGAAAGCGACGAAUAG
This is a messenger RNA of Aegilops tauschii subsp. strangulata, 516 nucleotides long. RefSeq lists its product as uncharacterized. Gene Ontology annotation, molecular function: DNA binding; DNA-binding transcription factor activity. Gene Ontology annotation, biological process: regulation of DNA-templated transcription. NCBI's taxonomy places the organism in Eukaryota, Viridiplantae, Streptophyta, Magnoliopsida, Poales, Poaceae. The record is from RefSeq and is a predicted model, not a curated record.